AGCAAGUAAAAAGACACUGUGGUAACUUCUGGCUAAAACUAUAUCAACAAAAAAAGAGAGAAUACACCUGAUGCUAAGGGAUGCAGAGACGGAUGGGUUUAUUGUACCUGCAAAUACCCUGAAACAAACGUUUAUGAGAGUGAUGAUGUAGUUAAGGGCAAAGACAUUGUCAUACAAAGCAUUCAAGUGAAUGUGUGGCAAAACAACAGCAAGUAUUCUGUGUUCCAUGACAAAACUAAUAGAAUUAUCAGGAUCUUCAUCAAAGAAGUUGAAGGUGCCAACUUUGGGAAGUGCAUCUGACGAAACAUCUGAAGACACAUCAACAUCUGUCUCCAGUGAGGAGAUGGAAGAGAGUGUGCCUCCAAAUACAUCUACACCCUCUGUUACCCCAUCAACAUCACGUCAACCAGUUACUACAUCUUCCGUUGCAUCAACCACGUUCACUAAGAGAGACGGUGGCUCCAGGUUAACCAUCAUCAUUCCUGUGGUUGUCUCUGUGGCUUUACUGGUGCUUCUGCUUAUUUUGGUUCUUGGCUACAAACGAUCACAGCGUUCAAGCAACACAAGAAACAGAGAUCAGAACAACGAGGAUCGGGCCUAUGAGGAGAUACAAGAGCGCCCCCAGAAGCCCGGCUCAGGAACUGCACUUAAAACAAUCUAUGUCACUGCCAACGCUCCCACAAUCCUCUCUGCCUGGCAGGAUUACUCCACCGCCAACUUCCCCAACGGCUCCGCUGAAGCUGCUGGUGACACAUAUUCUACCGUGGAGGAGGACGGCAGAGUUCCCGCCUACUCAACUGUCAAUCAUCCAUCCAGACUUCCUGAAGACCCUUUCUACUCCACUGUCAACAACCCACAGCAGCUCUGAGACAAAUCCCCACAGUUUCCUCUUCAUUUUUUAUGGGAUGUUCUUUAAUUCAAACCAGGCCUCAGACUUCAGGACUCAUUACAUCGUUCACUUUGUUUGACUCAAGGUGAAGUCACGGGGCGUCUGCGCUGAUUCAAACCAAGUAACCAGUUCAAUACAACAUGUCAGACUAGCACCUGGAUAAGAACCAGAGAGCUGGAUCAACACCUCUGAUCAAUACUCAGAGUUCAGCCUCAGACGGAUGGAACUUAUAUAUUGUAUAGUUUACACCAUGUGAACUGUGUUAUGCAACAUCUAUUUGUUUCAUCAUUUAAAAACGUCCUUUUUUAUUAACAUGCAUUGUUUCAC
Molecule: messenger RNA, 1216 nt
Organism: Anoplopoma fimbria (sablefish)
Lineage: Eukaryota; Metazoa; Chordata; Actinopteri; Perciformes; Anoplopomatidae
Exons: 5
Coding region: 191-868 (225 amino acids)
Source: RefSeq, a predicted model, not a curated record